AUAAUAGGGAGAUUGGCGUGGGUGGUCGAAUAGUCUGUACACUCAUUUUAUUUCCCCCCAGAUCUCUGAUCCUCUCCGAUGGAAGUCAUCACCACUCCGUAAUUCUUCUCACUCUGCAGGAGAAGGCAAGAGUGCCGAACGUGGUGUCCAUUCGGUUCGAUUUGAAUUGAAUUGAAUUGAACUGAUAUUCAAUUGAAAGAGAAAGGUUUUUUCAAAGGAAAUGGCUGCGGGGGGUUUUGUCACUCGGGAUUUUGAGUUGAUGCUCAAAGAGUGUUCCGGCAAAAAGUUUACCUCUCUCCAGACGGCUAUUCAGUCUUAUUUAGACAGUACUAAAGAGACCAAUCUGCAUUCUGUUUCCAGUGAGACAAAUCAAUCAGCAUCUUUGGCAGGAGAUCAGAGCUUGCCUGAUACUGAUACUGGAGCUGCAAAUAUUGGAAAUGAGCAAGGUACUGCUGAGGCAGAACAUACUAGCAGGCCAGUGGGCAUAACAACAACCUUAGCAAAUGCUGGGCAUACUUUAGAAGGAGCUCAGGCUGAGAUUGUUUUGAAUCCACUCCGACUUGCAUUUGAGACGAAGAACGUAAAAGUCAUGGAGCUCGCACUGGAUUGUCUUCAUAAACUCAUAGCCUAUGAUCAUUUAGAGGGAGAUCCUGGUCUAGAUGGUGGAAAAAAUGUACCACUUUUUACUGACAUUCUGAACAUGGUCUGCAGUUGUGUAGAUAAUUCGUCAUCUGACAAUACGAUUUUGCAAGUGUUGAAGGUGCUUCUUACUGCUGUAGCAUCCACCAAGUUCAGAGUUCAUGGGGAACCAUUGUUGGGCGUAAUCAGAGUAUGCUAUAAUAUUGCUCUUAACAGCAAGAGCCCUAUAAACCAAGCAACGUCAAAAGCCAUGUUGACCCAAAUGAUCAGCAUCGUAUUCCGGCGAAUGGAAACUGAUCUGGCAGUUCAGGUUUCUACUUCAUCUGGUUCUGCUGCACAAAAGGAAGCGGCUUCAGAGAAUGGUUCAAACUCAAAAGUUGAAGAGACUUCCUCAGUUGACCAAAAUGGCAAAGAAAUGACCCUGGGUGAUGCACUUUCUAUGAAUAAAGUUAAAGACACAUCUCUUGCGUCCGUGGAGGAACUUCAGAAUCUUGCUGGAGGCGCUGAUAUAAAGGGUUUAGAGGCAGUUCUUGAUAAGGCUGUGCAACUUGAAGAUGGUGAAAGGAUAACACGAGGGAUGGACCUAGAGAGCAUGAGCAUUGGGCAACGUGAUGCUUUAUUGCUUUUCCGUACCCUCUGCAAGAUGGGUAUGAAGGAAGAGAGCGAUGAAGUUACAACCAAGACACGAAUUUUGUCACUUGAGCUUCUGCAGGGAUUAUUGGAAGGUGUUGGUCAUUCAUUCACUAAGAACUUCCAUUUUAUUGACUCGGUUAAAGCUUACCUUUCUUAUGUUUUAUUGCGUGCAUCGGUUUCUCAAUCCUCUGUCAUAUUUCAGUAUGCAACAGGAAUCUUUUCUGUGCUUCUGUUGCAAUUUAGGGAAAGUCUCAAGGGUGAAAUUGGCAUAUUCUUUCCCUUGAUUGUUGUACGAUCAUUGGAUAGCUCAGAAUUUCCCAUUAGCCAAAAAAUAAGUGUUCUUCGGAUGCUAGAGAAAGUUUGCAAGGAUUCUCAGAUGCUUGUUGACCUAUAUGUGAACUACGACUGUGAUCUUGAGGCACCUAACUUGUUUGAACGCAUGGUUACCACUCUAUCAAAAAUAGCUCAAGGGACUCAAAACAUGGAUCCAAACUCUGUUAGCAUGUCCCUGACCGGGUCAACAAAAGGUUCAUCACUUCAGUGUCUUGUGAACGUGCUGAAAUCACUGGUUGAUUGGGAGAAGUCACGGAGAGAACUAGCAAAGCGGAGUAAAGGCAAACAAUCUUUUGAAGAAGACAUUUCAGCUAGAGAAUCUGAUGAGAUUAGAAGCAGGGAAGAUUUUCCCAGUAAUUUUGAGAAGGCGAAGGCUCAUAAAUCUAUCAUGGAAGCUGCUAUAUCUGAGUUCAACCGGAAUCCAGGAAAGGGCAUAGAAUAUCUGAUAUCAAAUAAAUUGGUCGAAAAAGCACCUCCUUCAGUUGCCCAAUUUCUGAGGAAUACUCCCACUUUGAACAAGGCAAUGAUUGGUGAUUACUUGGGCCAACAUGAGGAGUUUCCCCUUGCAGUCAUGCAUGCUUAUGUAGAUUCUAUGAAGUUCUCAGGAAUGAAGUUUGGUACUGCAAUCCGUGAAUUCCUUCGAGGAUUUCGACUUCCAGGAGAAGCACAAAAGAUAGAUCGCAUCAUGGAGAAGUUUGCUGAGCGAUACUGUGCAGAUAAUCCAGAUCUGUUCAAGAAUGCAGAUACUGCAUACAUACUUGCAUAUGCAGUUAUAAUGUUGAAUACCGAUGCGCAUAACCCACUGGUGUGGCCUAAAAUGUCCAAGGCUGAUUUUAUACGCAUGAAUGCCAUGAAUGAUGUUGAAGAGUGUGUUCCGCAGGAACUACUGGAGGAGAUCUAUGAUUCUAUCAUUAAAGAAGAGAUAAAAAUGAAAGAUGACACUGCUACACUUGGGAAGAGCAGCAGACAAAAGCCAGAUGCAGAAGAGAGAGGCCGCAUUGUCAGUAUUCUUAAUCUGGCUCUUCCCAAAAGAAAGUCAGCAACUGACACUAAGGCUGAGAGUGAAGCUAUCAUUAAGCAAACACAGGCUAUUUUCCGUAACCAAGGAGCAAAAAGAGGAGUUUUUCAUACCUCAAAUCAGAUUGAACUUGUAAGGCCCAUGGUUGAAGCUGUGGGGUGGCCUUUGCUGGCUACCUUUUCUGUUACUAUGGAGGAAGGAGAAAAUAAGCCGAGGGUUGUUCUUUGUAUGGAAGGAUUUAGAGCAGGAAUAUGCAUCACGCAUGUUCUCGGAAUGGAUACCAUGCGCUAUGCGUUUUUAACAUCUUUAAUUAGAUUUACUUUCUUGCAUGCGCCAAAGGAAAUGCGUAGUAAAAAUGUCGAAGCAUUGCGGACCCUACUGACUUUAUGUGAUUCAGAGACUGACUCUCUUCAAGACACAUGGAAUGCAAUUUUGGAAUGCAUUUCUCGGCUUGAAUGCAUCACUUCAACUCCUAGUAUUGCUGCAACUGUCAUGCAUGGAUCAAAUCAGAUUUCCAGGGAUGCUAUUCUUCAAUCUUUGAGAGAGUUGGCUGGGAAACCAGCUGAACAAGUGUUUGUGAAUAGUGUUAAACUGCCUAGUGAAUCUGUAGUAGAGUUCUUUACUGCUCUUUGUAGCGUGUCAGCUGAAGAAUUGAAACAGACUCCUGCUCGUGUUUUCAGCUUGCAAAAACUUGUUGAGAUCAGCUAUUACAAUAUGGCUCGUAUACGAUUGGUUUGGGCUAGAAUAUGGUCUGUGCUGGCUAAUCAUUUUAUUUCUGCUGGGAGUCAUCGUGAUGAGAAAAUCGCUAUGUAUGCCAUAGAUUCUCUUAGGCAACUCGGUAUGAAAUAUUUGGAGCGUGCUGAACUAGCCAAUUUUACAUUCCAGAAUGACAUUUUAAAACCAUUUGUGAUUCUUAUGCGGAAUAGUCGAAGUGAAUCUAUACGGAGGCUAAUUGUCGAUUGCAUUGUUCAAAUGAUAAAAUCUAAAGUUGGAAGUAUAAAGUCUGGCUGGCGAAGUGUCUUUAUGAUUUUUACAGCUGCUGCAGAUGAUGAAUUGGAAUCAAUUGUUGAAAGUGCAUUUGAAAAUGUAGAACAGGUUAUCUUGGAGCACUUUGAUCAGGUUGUUGGAGACUGCUUUAUGGAUUGUGUCAACUGUCUUAUUGGGUUUGCCAACAAUAAAAGUUCCCACCGUAUAAGUUUGAAGGCUAUUGCACUCCUGCGCAUAUGCGAGGACCGUCUUGCAGAGGGCCUCAUACCAGGUGGUGCUUUGAAGCCCAUUGAUGUCAGUGCAGAUACAACUUAUGAUGUGACUGAGCAUUACUGGUUCCCAAUGCUGGCUGGUUUAUCAGACCUCACCUCUGAUUCAAGGCUAGAGGUUAGAAACUGCGCACUUGAGGUCUUGUUUGAUUUGUUGAAUGAGAGAGGGAGCAAGUUCUCAACGGCAUUUUGGGAGAACAUUUUCUAUCGCGUCCUGUUUCCCAUAUUUGAUCACGUGAGGCACGCUGGAAAAGAGAGUUUGAUAUCCUCUGGAGAUGAGUGGCUUCGUGAAACUAGCAUUCAUUCACUUCAGUUGUUGUGUAACCUUUUCAACACUUUUUACAAGGAGGUUUGUUUUAUGCUGCCUCCACUACUGAGUUUGUUGUUAGAUUGCGCCAAAAAGACAGAUCAGGCGGUGGUUUCAAUUUCUUUGGGAGCAUUGGUGCAUCUCAUUGAAGUUGGAGGACACCAAUUCAGUGAUAGUGACUGGGAUACCUUGUUGAAAAGCAUAAGAGAUGCUUCAUACACAACACAACCUCUUGAGCUGCUCAAUGCUUUGGGCUUUGAAAGCCCUGCAAAUCGUACAGUGUUGACCAGAGAUCUAGAGUUCAGUACAGGUGACAGUCCUAAGAUAAAGCCUGUUGACAAUGAGUCACUCGAUAAUUAUCAGCAUAGGCUCAGUGACAAUGGGAACACUUACGCUUUGGCCCCUAACACUGGUGAUCACAAUCAAUUAAUGGGGCUGGCAGUGGAUUUAGAGGGUUCUGAAGGCCUACCAUCACCUUCUGGAAGAUCUCAGAAACCUGUUGAAGCUGGAGGUCUUCAACGGAAUCAAACAAUAGGUCAAAGAAUUAUGGGAAAUAUGAUGGACAACCUCUUUGUUAGAAGUUUUACCUCUAAACCUAAAAACAAUGCUUCGGAGGUUUUGGUGCCAUCUUCUCCAUCCAAGUCUCCUGAUGCUGUGGAGCCUGUUGCCCAAGAUGAAGAGGAAAGUCCCUUGCUGGGAACCAUUAGGAGCAAAUGCAUCACUCAAUUACUACUCCUCGGUGCCAUUGAUAGUAUUCAGAAGAAAUACUGGAACAAGUUGAAGGUACCACAAAAGAUCACUGUAAUGGAUAUUUUGUUCUCUGUUUUGGAGUUUGCUGCAUCAUAUAAUUCGUAUACCAACCUCAGAUUGCGUAUGCACCACAUUCCUGCUGAGAGCAGGCCGCCUUUGAAUCUUCUUCGCCAGGAAUUAGCUGGAACUUGCAUUUAUUUGGAUAUUUUACAGAAGACGACAUCAGGAAUUAAUUAUGACAGAGGACAAAUUGAAAACAAUGUUUCUCAGAACGUGGAUGAUACUUCUGUUAAAAAUGAUUCUAGUUUCACAGAACAUUCUAGUGCAGAAGAUAAACUUGAAGGAAUAGCAGAAGAGAAACUAGUGUCUUUUUGUGGACAAGUUCUGAAGGAGGCAUCUGACUUUCAGUGCAGUGUUGGAGAGACUACGAAUAUGGAUACUCAUCGAGUUCUAGAGUUGCGUUCACCAAUCAUCGUUAAGGUGCUUAAAGGCAUGUGCUUGAUGAAUAACCGGAUAUUCAGAAAACACCUGAGAGAGUUCUAUCCUUUGAUUACUAAACUUGUAUGCAGUGACCAGAUGAAUGUUCGUGGAGCUCUUGGUGAUCUUUUCAGCAUGCAAUUGAAUGGUUUGUUGCCAUAGAAAAAAUUUAUUGCCACUUCAUCAACUUCGAUGGGAUUGCAGUGCUUCUGGAAGCCGACAUGUCAUAUUUAGCUGAUCCAUUAUUGCACUCUGGUGGACAUUCAAUUUUGCUUUUAAGGCGUAUUGGCUGCAUUUCUCUUUUAAUGAUUUCUCCUUUCAAGGUUUUCAGAGAAUUAUGCAGUGGAAAAGAUUAAAACGACGUAUUUUCUUGUAAUUUCAGACUUGGAUGCCUUAGCUAUUAUGGCAUCACUUUGUAAUAGAAGAAAAAUGUAUACCUUGUCGAAACCAAAUUUUACGAGGACAAGACUAGAUGCAGUUCAGUUCAGUGUGGUAGUUGAACAUCAGAUGUAGUGUCCUUUUGACCCGAGAUCAAAUUGAGGAACAACCCAAUGUGGAUAAGAGUUAUUCUUACUGAUUGUUGAAAGAUAAACUGAAGCUAUGUUGUACAUUACUUGGAAUGAUUCUUACUGAUCUAAAUCAGCCUAUUACUUCAAUGAUUGUUUCAAAUGCAA
Messenger RNA from Cornus florida, 6087 nucleotides. Its product is annotated as brefeldin A-inhibited guanine nucleotide-exchange protein 5. Gene Ontology annotation, molecular function: guanyl-nucleotide exchange factor activity. Gene Ontology annotation, biological process: regulation of ARF protein signal transduction. Lineage: Eukaryota; Viridiplantae; Streptophyta; Magnoliopsida; Cornales; Cornaceae. The record is from RefSeq and is a predicted model, not a curated record. The transcript is spliced from 34 exons. The coding region runs from base 221 to 5575 and encodes 1784 amino acids. Gene Ontology annotation, cellular component: trans-Golgi network.